AUGUCGACGCCAAUGUCCACCUCUCAACUCACCCGCCGUACUUCACGAAGCUCUGGAAGUCAAGCCGGAUGUCGAUCGUCCCGGAUCGAAAAGCCCAGGAGCAAUCACAAUAGCCCCAUGGCGCUCGAAAGGAGGAAAACAACAUCUGGCACCAAACGAUACGCAACGCUCGAUGAUCAUUACAACAUGAUGUUUGGUAUUGCUGGUGAAGAGGAGGGAGACGAGGACCGACGAGAGCUCGGACGACCAUUGAGUUGGCACCCUUCAUCGACGCAAUUCCAAGUUCCGUCCCGAUCAUCGGUGAUAGAGCCGCUUCCCUCUCAAGACUGGACGCUGCACCCCCCAUCUGCACGCAACUCUACUCAUGGUUCUGAUUUCUAUUCUCUCUCCGCCCGAAAUUCUCUAUAUCCCGAGCAGACGCAACCUACUCCACACUAUCCGCAAUCACAUGACGGCCGAGGCUCUCAAUCUUCUGGAUCUAGCUGGCAAGAAGCUUCUCAGCAGACACCAUCCUAUGCCAUGUCCUCCUACUCGACACCUUCCACCGAACCACUCCCGUGGUACCUCCGAGAAUGGGCCAAGAAGAAUCAGACUCAAAAUGUCAACUCUUGCAAUGGAUCAAUGGACUUCCUCCCAAUCCAGCAUCCUACAGCUGAUCAAGAAACAAAAUCAGUAGCCGAGGACGAAGAUGAAGAGAUGGAAGCGUCUGGGAAGGAGUUGGUGGGAAUGGGCCUGUACGACCUGCCGGAACCAGAACUUGCUUGGGAUUCAUCGAAACUGAGUGAGGGAACCGGCAAAGGACUGAAACUCGAAGAGACAUGGCAGCCCCCAGAAGAUGAGGAGGAGGAGGACGCCGACGAAGCUAGCUCUGACGAUGGCAGCGUGGAAGAGCUGCCAGCGAAGGAUACCGCGCUACCAAUCAACGUCAAGCCCCAACUUGCCGGCAACAUGGAGGGCCAGAGUUUCUUUUUCGACGAGGAUGAUACCUACACCAAGGAGUGGUGGUUUCAACAAUUGAAGCAACCCUCUGUACCAGUGCGGGACGCUGGUUUGGGAUAUGGCUGGUUAUGA
Molecule: messenger RNA, 1071 nt
Organism: Lindgomyces ingoldianus
Lineage: Eukaryota; Fungi; Ascomycota; Dothideomycetes; Pleosporales; Lindgomycetaceae
Exons: 1
Coding region: 1-1071 (356 amino acids)
Source: RefSeq, a predicted model, not a curated record